AUGGCCUCCCUCAACCUCUCCAUCAAUGGGCCCUCAAUCAAGAGCAGCUACCAGUCCGUCGUCAAUGGCCCCGCUCCGUCAUCAAGCUCCCCGACCUUCGCCCACUGGGCCCUCUUCUCCGUCCAGGCACCACUCCUAAAUGCCUUCCAGGACAGCGGCGCAAAAGAGAGUAUACUGAAGGUCGAAUCCACAGGGGAGGGCGAGCUAGCCGACCUUGUUGAGGACUUCAACGAGGGUCGAAUCCAAUUCGCCUAUGUCAAGGUCAAGGACCCCAACACCGGUCUGCCCAAGAACGUGCUCAUCGCCUGGUGCGGAGGCGGUGUCCCCGAGAGGACCAAGGGCUACUUCACGAGCCAUGUGGCUGCCGUUGCCAAGGUCCUCCACGGCUACCAUGUCCAAAUUACCGCGCGUUCCGACAGCGACCUCGAGCCAGCAAACAUCAUUCAAAAAGUCUCCGAUGCUUCAGGGGCCAAGUACACCGCCGGCGGCUCAGCCCCUUCACCCGCCCCGGCCGCUCCUCCCGUUGCUAAGAAGCCCGUAUUUACACCGACCACCUCCAGUACCGGUGGCUCAUUCAACCCUCUUGUUGCGGCACGGAACCGAAGGAACGAGAACGUAGAUGAGGAUGGCUGGGGAGCAGAUGCCCCGCAGGUUUCACGGACUGAGAUCCAGAAGGUUGAGUCCGCUUACAAGCCAACGAAGGUGAAUAUCGCAGAGUUACGGGCGGGACAUCAGGAGUCAACCAGAUUCAACGGCUCCAGCAAACAAGAUGACACCCCAAGCGACGUAGUUAGGGGCGGCUACCAGCCUAUUGGUAAGGUCGAUAUUGCAGCGAUCCGGGCCGCCGCCCAGAACAAGGAUGAUCUCCGACCCACGCCGGUAAAGGGGAGCUACGAGCCUGUCGGCAAGGUAGACAUCGCCGCGAUCCGGGCAAGGUCCCAGAAGCCCGCAGAAGAGGAGAAACCUGAAUCCCCACGAUCACAAAGCCUGGCCGACCGAAGCGCGGCUUUCAGCCAACCAGCCCAGUCCGAACGGCUCACAAGCUUGCCAAAGCCAAAGGUAGCCAACAAAUUCGGUGGCGCCGGCUCUUUCACGGGCACCAAGGCACCAACUCCCGGCGGAAUCGGUGGCUUUGGCGCCCCUGCUGCCCCUGCUGCUCCGCCAGUUGGCGCGGCCAGCCGAACAUUUGCUGAUCAAGGCGGCAAAACACCAGCGCAGAUCUGGGCAGAGAAGAAGGCUAGAGAACGUGGCGCAUCCGGCUCAGGAGCGGCUAUUUCUCCUCCUGCGGCCUCUCCCGUCACUGCUCAGAAGAGUGGAUCGGAAUGGAAGAGCGGUUACAGCGGAAAGAGCUGGGCUGCCGUACAGACACCCGCCUACGGACGUGCUAUCCCAGGCCAGAAGACCGGCGAGACUGAGCGUAGCGAUCGUUCGGCUGAGCCUGAGCAAGCACCCACUUCCCCCGGCGGUGGAGUCUCUGCACUGCGCGAUCGAUUCAAGGAGGCGCCGCCAAUGGGUGGUGCUGCUCCGGCUAUCCCAAGGGCGGCCACUGGUGCCAGUGAAGACGAGCCCGCUCCGCCUCCGCCUCCCAUGGCCAGUCGCCCAUCAGGCCCAACAGGGGGCUUCGCUCUUCCUGGCCUCCCAUCCCGGCCACCUCCUGCGGAUGAGCAAGAGGAGGAGGAAGAUUCUCGCGCUUUUGAAGAGCAAUCUCGGGCCAUCGAAGAGCGUGAUCCCUCACCCAUCCGAGUGGCCGUGCCCGUGCCGCGCACGGAGGAGCCCGAGUUCGAGCCACCCGCAGAGCGUCUUCCAGAGAGACCGAUCCCUGUUCCUCAGAUAGAACGAGAGGUGCCAAAGGAAGCGGAGCUGCCUCGAGAAGAGGAGUCCUUCGACCCACGAGCCGCCGCAGCAGCUGUUGCUACCGGAGCCUUCGGGCACCAGCAAGCUGAAGAGAGCCACGAGGCUGCCAGUGGAGGAAAGAGAGCAGUGAUCCAGUACGACUACGACAAGGCUGAGGACAACGAGAUUGAUCUCAAGGAGGGCGACUACGUCACGAACAUUGAGAUGGUGGACGACGACUGGUGGAUGGGCACAAACUCGAAGGGUGAGAGUGGCUUGUUCCCCAGCAACUACGUCGAGCUUGUCGAUGACGACGAUGAGGCUCCCGCUCCGGCCACCCAGGCGGCUGUCCCGCCUCCACCUCCGGCUGCCGAGCCCGAGCCGUCACCGGCCGCGCCGGCAGGAGGCGCUGGCGGGCCCACUGCAACUGCACUGUUCGACUACGAGGCCGCUGAAGACAAUGAGCUGAGCUUCGAGGAAGGCGCUAAGAUUGAAGAUCUGGAGUUCCCAGACGAGGACUGGUGGUUUGGUCAUUACAAGGGCAAGUCGGGCCUGUUCCCAGCCAACUACGUGCAAUUAGAUUCUUAG
This is a messenger RNA of Phaeoacremonium minimum UCRPA7, 2421 nucleotides long. RefSeq names its product putative amylase-binding protein. Gene Ontology annotation, cellular component: actin filament; site of polarized growth; plasma membrane. Bases 1 to 2421 code for a protein of 806 amino acids. NCBI's taxonomy places the organism in Eukaryota, Fungi, Ascomycota, Sordariomycetes, Togniniales, Togniniaceae. Gene Ontology annotation, molecular function: actin filament binding. The record is from RefSeq and is a predicted model, not a curated record. Gene Ontology annotation, biological process: regulation of actin filament polymerization. The transcript is spliced from 3 exons.